This is a messenger RNA of Magnolia sinica, 2606 nucleotides long. RefSeq names its product vacuolar protein-sorting-associated protein 33 homolog. Gene Ontology annotation, cellular component: vacuole; CORVET complex. Lineage: Eukaryota; Viridiplantae; Streptophyta; Magnoliopsida; Magnoliales; Magnoliaceae. The transcript is spliced from 22 exons. Bases 142 to 1932 code for a protein of 596 amino acids. Gene Ontology annotation, biological process: vesicle-mediated transport; intracellular protein transport. The record is from RefSeq and is a predicted model, not a curated record.
GAAAGCGGAAAGUCACUGAGUACGCAGUCCGAUUUCUUCUUCGUCUGCCGCUUUGCAUGUCUCCAUCCUUUUUCGACUUGAUCAUUCUAGCAACGGAGAGGGAAAGACUGGAAUUCCCCCAUAUUUUAUUUUCUUCAAUCAAUGGCUCAGAUUCCCAAUUUGGAGAAUGCCCCUCUGAAUUUCACAUCCUUCAGAGAACAAUCUCAGAGAGAUCUUCUCAAUAUUCUCAAGAACAUUCGCGGAAAGAAGUGUCUGGCCCUUGAUCCGAAACUCAGCGGGUCACUUGCAUUGAUCGUCCAGACAUCGAUCCUAAAGGAACAUGGGGUGGAACUGCGGCAUCUUUCUGCAGAACCUAUUCAAACUGAAUGCACAAAAGUUGUUUUCCUAGUCCGUUCUCAACUUAAUUUGAUAAAGCUCAUUUCUUCACAUAUUCAACAUGAUAUUUCCAAAGGACUUCAGAGGGAGUACUUUGUUUAUUUUGUCCCCCGCCGCACAGUUGUUUGUGAGAAGAUCUUUGAGGAGGAAAAGGUUCAUCAUUUGCUCACUAUUGGGGAGUACCCUUUAUACAUGAUUCCAUUGGACGAGGAUGUUCUUUCAUUUGAACUUGAUCUGGCAUACAGAGAAUUUCAAGUUGAUGGUGAUACGAGUUCUCUUUGGCAUGUUGCAAAAGCUAUCCAUAAGCUUGAGUUUUCCUUUGGAAUGAUACCAAAUGUGAGGGCGAAAGGCAAAGGAUCAGUAAGGGUGGCCGAGAUUCUAGGACGUAUGCAAUUGGAGGAGCCAGUCAACCCAUCAGAUAUGGGGGUCCCAGAGAUCAAUACUCUUAUUUUGCUAGACCGAGAGGUGGACAUGAUUACACCUAUGUGUUCUCAACUAACAUAUGAAGGACUACUAGAUGAGUUUUUGCGUGUUAACAAUGGCUCUGUGGAGCUCGAUGCAUCUAUCAUGGGUGGUCAGCAAGAUGGAAAGAAGAUCAAAGUUCCACUUAAUUCAAGUGAUAAGCUAUACAAGGAGAUACGGGAUCUCAACUUCGAAGUUGUUGUUCAGGUUCUGCGUCAAAAGGCAACGUCAAUGAAGCAGGAUUAUACGGAAAUGACAACUACAACACAGACAGUAUCUGAGCUGAAGGAUUUUGUCAGGAAGCUUAACUCAUUGCCGGAAAUGACUAGGCACAUAAAUCUUGCUCAACAUUUGUCUACCUUUACAUCUAAGUCAUCAUUCCUUGGUCGACUUGAUAUAGAGCACACGAUUGUGGAGGGUCAGAGCUAUGACAUAUGUUUUGAGUACAUCGAGGAAAUGAUCCAUAAGCAGGAGCCAAUUGUUGGUGUCCUACGCCUGCUCGUGUUAUUAUCUAUUACAAAUUCUGGGCUGCCUAAGAAAAAUUUUGACUAUGUGAGGAGGGAGAUACUCCAUAGCUAUGGGUUUGAGCACAUGCCCACUCUGUUUAAUCUGGAAAAGGCUGGAUUGCUUAAGAAGCAGGAAUCGAAAAGCAACUGGCUGACAAUCAAACGUGCGCUGCAGCUAGUAGUUGAAGAUACUGACACUGCCAACCCCAAUGAUAUCUCCUACGUCUUCUCUGGAUAUGCACCUCUAAGCAUUCGGCUUGUACAACAUGUAGUUAGAUCUGGAUGGCGUUCCGUUGAAGAAAUCUUAAAGCUAUUGCCUGGACCGCAUUUAGAAUUGAAAAGAGGUGGAUAUUCAAGGGUUUCUUCAUUAGAUACACUACAGGGCACUCCAACCAGCCUUGACAAGGUAGCAGAUGGACAUCGCUCUCUAGUACUGGUUGUCUUUAUUGGAGGAGUAACAUUUGCGGAAAUUUCUGCUCUUCGUUUCCUAAGUGCCCAGGAAGGAAUGGCAUAUGAUUUGAUUGUUGGGACGACGAAAAUGGUCAAUGGUCACACCGUGCUUGAAACAUUCAUGGAUAGCGCCAGUUAGAGAGGUAUCGACGGAGGUGUGAGUUUUCUUAAUUCCAUUUUGCAGAAAGUCGGUAUCUGCCUUGUUGUAGCUCAUCUUUCUGUGUUUCUUCUAAAUUAUUUGGCAUUGCAAGUUAUGCAGUUUCAUGAGCUCUGUGUGGCAGACAAUGGCCCUUUGUAUUUUCAGUUAGGGAAAGUUGUGGCUCUGAGAACAGAACAAUUUGGGUUUUCCAUCACUUCAAGCCUGUGUUGAUAUGGAGCUUUGAGAUUCAAAUGCAACUCCACAUCAUACUGCACAUGUGGGACAUGCAUCAGGUGGGCUCCGCCAUGUUGAUGACUGGCUGUGAGAUCAGGCCAGCGAUAUAUUGUGCUGGCCAAACAUCUCCACAAACCAUGGAUGCUUUACAAAAUUGCCACUGAUGCACAUACAACUGCAUGUAUAGUCUGCAUGAUUUUGGGUCCGUGUCGCCCAACUGAUGGACAGCUUGGGUGUCCAAAAUUCAUGCUAGCAUGGCACACGUGGCUGCAGAUAGACAGCUGUGUAUGUGUGUCUUAACUAGGGUUGUUGAUGUGGCCUGAAAAAGUGUGUUUUUUGCUCACUUGGUUGGACAUGCUCUCUUUCCUUUUGAACUUGUGAGCAUUGGUACAGAUGUUCAUUACCAAUGAAGUAAGAUGUAUCAGUGAUUUUUCUUCCUC